AUGGAUCUCGUAAAAAUGAAAUGCAUUUCAGCUCAUUCUGUGCCCUCCAUAUUCGCACAAGCAUUAUCAAGCCAAAUAUUGGUUGAAGAACACUUUGGAUACCAUUACCGUUUAGCUACUGUUCCUGUUCUUUUGGUUAUCUCCAUUCUCUUUGAUAAAAAGUCAACAAAGUAUACUAUACGUAAAAUGCUUUUGGUUAUCUCUUUCAUGUUGGUUUUUAUGAUUGGUACAUCAAUAUCGACGCCUGAUACUUUUUGGUUAGACGAAGAUCAUGGUGUAUUGAGCUUUGUUUAUUUACGGGCAAAGGACUUGGUCGAGGAUGAUCAAUCUCUAGAAUCGUUUAUGAAUCUAGUGGUUGAAUUUUGUGCUCAAACAACUGUAUCUAUCCAUCAAAGAGUCAGUAUGAUUAAGAUCCAGAGCAAAAAAAAAAAAGAUGACAGUAUUACUCAUUAUAUCUACAGUUCUUAUUGUAUCUUCAAGUUUGAGUAUUUUUAUUUCAUUGUGUUUUACAUUGUUGUGUUCGUUAUUAGAAGUGAUACUAUAAAAGAUAGAUAAAAUAAAGAGUGAGA
Molecule: messenger RNA, 569 nt
Organism: Halteromyces radiatus
Lineage: Eukaryota; Fungi; Mucoromycota; Mucoromycetes; Mucorales; Cunninghamellaceae
Exons: 7
Coding region: 1-555 (184 amino acids)
Source: RefSeq, a predicted model, not a curated record